Molecule: messenger RNA, 4756 nt
Organism: Pongo pygmaeus (Bornean orangutan)
Lineage: Eukaryota; Metazoa; Chordata; Mammalia; Primates; Hominidae
Gene: IL17RA
Product: interleukin 17 receptor A
Exons: 13
Coding region: 156-2753 (865 amino acids)
Molecular function (GO): interleukin-17 receptor activity
Source: RefSeq, a predicted model, not a curated record
CUCCCCUCGGCCCGGCCCGCCCCUGGGCCCGGGCUGGAAGCCGGAAGCGAGCUAAGUGGAGCCGACUCGAACUCCACCGCGGAAAAGAAAGGCUCAGAACAUUCGCUCGCUGCGUCCCCAGCCGGGGCCGAGCCCUCCGCGACGCCACCGGGGCCAUGGGGGCCGCACGCAGCCCGCCGCCCGCUGUCCCGGGGCCCCCGCUGGGGCUGCUCCUGCUGCUUCUGGGCGUGCUGGCCCCGGGUGGCGCCUCCCUGCGACUCCUGGACCACCGGCCGCUGGUCUGCUCCCAGCCGGGGCUAAACUGCACGGUCAAGAAUAGUACCUGCCUGGAUGACAGCUGGAUUCACCCUCGAAACCUGACCCCCUCCUCCCCAAAGGACCUGCAGAUCCAGCUGCACUUUGCCCACACCCAGCAAGGAGACCUGUUCCCCGUGGCUCACAUUGAAUGGACGCUGCAGACAGACGCCAGCAUCCUGUACCUCGAGGGUGCAGAGUUAUCUGUCCUACAGCUGAACACCAAUGAACGUUUAUGCGUCAAGUUUGAGUUUCUGUCCAAACUGAGGCAUCACCACAGGAGGUGGCGUUUUACCUUCAGCCACUUUGUGGUCGACCCUGACCAGGAAUAUGAGGUGACCGUUCACCACCUGCCCAAGCCCAUCCCUGACGGGGACCCAAACCACCAGUCCAAGAAUUUCCUCGUGCCUGACUGUGAGCACACCAGGAUGAAGGUAACCACGCCAUGCAUGAGCUCAGGCAGCCUAUGGGACCCCAACAUCACUGUGGAAACCCUGGAGGCCCACCAGCUACGUGUGAGCUUCACCCUGUGGAACGAAUCUACCCAUUACCAGAUCCUGCUGACCAGUUUUCCGCACAUGGAGAACCACAGUUGCUUUGAGCACAUGCACCACGUUCCUGCGCCCAGACCAGAGGAGUUCCACCAGCGAUCCAACGUCACACUCACUCUACGCAACCUUAAAGGGUGCUGCCGCCACCAAGUGCAGAUCCAGCCCUUCUUCAGCAGCUGCCUCAAUGACUGCCUCAGACACUCCGCGACUAUUUCCUGCCCAGAAAUGCCAGACACUCCAGAACCAAUUCCGGACUACAUGCCCCUGUGGGUGUACUGGUUCAUCACGGGCAUCUCCAUCCUGCUGGUGGGCUCCGUCAUCCUGUUCAUCGUCUGCAUGACCUGGAGGCUAGCUGGGCCUGGAAGUGAAAAAUACAGUGAUGACACCAAAUACACCGAUGGCCUGCCUGUGGCUGACCUGACCCCCCCACCGCUGAAGCCCAGGAAGGUCUGGAUCAUCUACUCAGCUGACCACCCCCUCUACGUGGACGUGGUCCUGAAAUUCGCCCAGUUCCUGCUCACCGCCUGCGGCACGGAAGUGGCCCUGGACCUACUGGAAGAGCAGGCCAUCUCGGAGGCGGGAGUCAUGACCUGGGUGGGCCGUCAGAAGCAGGAGAUGGUGGAGAGCAACUCUAAGAUCAUCAUCCUGUGCUCCCGCGGCACGCGUGCCAAGUGGCAGGCGCUCCUGGGCCGGGGGGCGUCUGUGCGGCUGCGCUGCGACCGCGGGAAGCCCGUGGGGGACCUGUUCACCGCAGCCAUGAACAUGAUCCUCCCGGACUUCAAGAGGCCAGCCUGCUUCGGCACCUACGUAGUUUGCUACUUCAGCGAGGUCAGCUGUGACGGCGACGUCCCCGACCUGUUCGGCGCGGCGCCGCGGUACCCGCUCAUGGACAGGUUCGAGGAGGUGUACUUCCGCAUCCAGGACCUGGAGAUGUUCCAGCCGGGCCGCAUGCACCGCGUGGGGGAGCUGUCGGGGGACAACUACCUGCGAAGCCCGGGCGGCAGGCAGCUCCGCGCCGCCCUGGACAGGUUCCGGGACUGGCAGGUCCGCUGCCCCGACUGGUUCGAACGUGAGAACCUCUACUCGGCCGAUGACCAGGAUGCCCCGUCCCUGGAUGAAGAGGUGUUUGAGGAGCCACUGCUGCCUCCGGGAACCGGCAUCGUGAAGCGGGCGCCCCUGGUGCGCGAGCCUGGCUCCCAGGCCUGCCUGGCCAUAGACCUCCUGAUCAGAGAGGAAGGAGGAUCAGCAGUGGCAAAGCUGGAACCUCACCUGCAGCCCCGGGGUCAGCCAGCGCCGCAGCCCCUCCACACCCUGGUGCUUGCCGCAGAGGAGGGGGCCCUGGUGGCCGCGGUGGAGCCUGGGCCCCUGGCUGACGGUGCCGCAGUCCGGCUGGCACUGGCGGAGGAGGGCGAGGCCUGCCCGCUGCUGGGCAGCCCGGGCGCUGGGCGAAAUAGCGUCCUCUUCCUCCCUGUGGACCCCGAGGACUCAUCCCUUGGCAGCACCCCCAUGGCGUCUCCUGACCUGCUUCCGGAGGACGUGAGGGAGCACCUCGAAGGCUUGAUGCUCUCGCUCUUCCAGCAGAGUCUGAACUGCCAGGCCCAGGGGGGCUGCAGUAGACCCGCCAUGGUCCUCAAAGACCCACACACGCCUUACGAGGAGGAGCAGCGGCAGUCAGUGCAGUCUGACCAGGGCUACAUCUCCAGGAGCUCCCCGCAGCCCCCCGACGGACUCACGGAAAUGGAGGAAGAGGAAGAAGAGGAGCAGGACCCAGGGAAGCCGGCCCUGCCACUCUCUCCCGAGGACCUGGAGAGCCUGAGGAGCCUCCAGCGGCAGCUGCUUUUCCGCCAGCUGCAGAAGAACUCGGGCUGGGACACGGUGGGGUCAGAGUCAGAGAGGCCCAGUGCAUGAGGGCGGCUCCCCAGGGACUGCCCAGAUCCCAGCCUUGAGAGGAGUGUGUGUGCACGUGGGUGCACAAGUAUUCAUCUGUGUGUACAUGUCUGCCUGUGUAUAUGUUCGUGUGUGAAAUGUAGGCUUUAAAAUGUAAAUAUCUGGAUUUUAAUCCCAGGCAUCCCUCCUAACUUUUCUUUGUGCCUCGGUCUGGUUAUCGUCUAUCCCCAGGGGAAUCCACAUAGCCGGCUCCCAGGAGCUAAUGGUAGAGCGUCCUUGAGGCGCCAUCAUUCAUUCAUUCAGCAUUUAUUGUGCACCUACUAUGUGCCAGGCAUUUGGGAUACCAAGAUAAAUUGCAUGUGGCGUGGCCCCAGCCAUGAAGGAACUUAACCGCUAGUGCCAAGGACACAUUAACAGGAUGGGCCGGGCACGGUGGCUCAUGCCUGUAAUCCCAGCACAUUGGGAGGCCGAGGCAGGUGGAUCACUCUGAGGUCAGGAGUUCGAGACCAGCCUGGCCAACAUGGUGAAACCCCAUCUCCACUAAAAAUACAAAAAUUAGCCGGGCGUGGUGACACAUGCCUGUAGUCCUAGCUACUUGGGAGGCUGAGGCAGGAGAAUUGCUUGAACCUGGGAGGCAGAGGUUGCAGUGAGCCGAGAUUGUGCCAUUGCACUGCAGCCUGGAUGACAGAGCGAGACUCCAUCUCAAAAAAAAAAAAAAAAAAAAAGAAUGGUCACAUGGGAUGUAAACACUGAAUGGGCCAGGUGCAGUGGCUCAUGCUUGUAAUCCCAGCUCUUUGGGAAGCCGAGGCAGGUGGAUUGCUUGAGCUCAGGAGUUCAAGACCAGCCUGGGAAACAAUAGUGAGACCUCGUCUCUACCAAAAUUUUUUUUUUAGUCAGUCAUGGUGGCACAUGCCUGUAGUCCCAGCUACUCGGGAGGCUGAUGCGAGAUGAUCACUUGAGCCCAGAAGUUGGAGGCUGCAGUGAGCUAUAAUGGUACCGUUGCAAUCCAGCCUGGGCAACAGAGUGAGACCCUGUCUCAAAAAAAAUAAAAAAGUAGAAAGAUGGAGUGGAAGCCUGCCCAGGGCUGUGAGCAUGCACAGGAAAGGCACCCAGGCCAGGGAGGUCCCCGAGAUGCCUGAGCUGAAGGAUUGUGGUUGGGGAACGCGUAGUCCCGGCAAGGAAGCAGCCUGUGGGUAAGUGCUGGGAGGUGAGUGGAGUGAGCGUGUCAGGGAGCUGCUGGUGGAGCCUGGAGGGGAAGGAGGGAGGCAGUGAGAGAGAUUGGGGUGGGGGUUGGGGGGAUGUCACCAGAGCUCAGGCUGGCGACAGCCUUGUGCGCAUCAGUCCUGAGGCCUGGGGCACCUUUUGUCUGAUGAGCCUCUGCGUGGAGAGAGACUGAGGGCUAAACACAGCUGGAUGUCACCUGAGCUCAUUUAUAGGAAGAGAGAAAUGUCGAGGUGAAACAUAAAAGCAUCUGGCAGGAAGGUGAGUCUGAAGCCCUGCACCCGCAUUCCGACUGUCAGUGGGGAGCUGUUAGCACGCAGGAUUCUUCAGAGCAGCUGGGCUGGAGCUCCCCUGAGCUCAGGAACCUCCAGGGUGCAAGGGCAAGGAAAGGAGGGGUGGUGGGUCAGUGAAGAUAUGGGCAGACCUUGUGUGGGGAGAGGAAGGGGUGCUGCUGUGACUUCAGGGUCUGAGGUCCAAAGACAGCAUUUGAAAAGAGGCUCUGAAGCCAGUGUUUGAAGAAUUUGUUCCUGAAGUACCUCCUGGGGGUAGGCUGGAAGCUUCUGGCUCAGGGUCCUGAAGAACACAUUGACACUGACACAGUGCCGUCUGACACUGGAAUAGGGUGCCCUUCAUUCCUACGCCUGAGUCCUUAACCAUAUUUCCAACCUCCAGUGAGGGGGAGAAGAUUCAAAAAUGUGACAGGAGAGCAAACAGGACAGUUUGCAUGUGUAUGUGUGUGCGCAUGUGUGUGUACACACAUACGUGUACGUGAAAGAGAUUAUCAAUAAAAGUGCAUAAAUGUG